AGUCUUCCUCGCACGAGCCCGCGAUCAACUGCUGUGUAGAAUUGUAGUUGUUAGAAUUGUAGUAUGUUAUACUCUGCGCUGUUCGCUCGUUAUUACCGCAGCGGAGAAUGCGCGCCGAGCUCUGAUGCAGCAGCAGCGCACAUAUCGUGGACACUGCUACAGAGUACAGCUAUACGCUGUGCAUGUGCAUAUAUAUACUUACGCUGCGGCGGGAUCACUUUUGCACUCGCAGCGACGCUCUGACUCUGAUUUAGUGAUCUCUGACGCUAGGGCAUGACUACUACUCGUAAGUCGUAUAUAAUGCGCGAGUAGCGUGGUGCAGCGAUGCAAAAUUCAAGCAGUUUUCGAGGCAUAACUACUCAUUGUCCCUCUUCCGUUAUCGAAGGAGACCUACUAUACCGGCAUUACCUACAUGGAAUGAUUGGAAGAACAGCUGAAAAAGAAAACAAAUUGACUUUUGAAAGUAAAACGAGUUAAAAACAAAUUGCCAAAUUUAUAGGCUCAUCGGAAAAUUCUGAAUUAACCAUAUAGAUAUAGAUUGUGCCGAAUAAAUAAUACGGAAAGUUAAAAGUUGGCUGAUGCAAAGGCACUGCACAUAAGCACAUUCAAAUCACAAAACUUUAUUCCUGUUGUAGCCCCCCCAGAUGGCAUGUGUCGCGCAAUAGUCGUCGCUACUUUGGUCAAGUUUGGUGUAUAAGUUACGUUACACUACUAUAUGACGAUUCGAAAAUGAAGAACAAAAAUAUUCGGAAUUUUCUAGCUUUUUAAACAUCGCUGCACGUGUACUCAUUACAUUUUAUUAAUGAUAAAUUUUUUAUGAGAUUACGAAAUAAUCGUGACAGUUUUCUUUCGUUAAGGUUAUAAUAUUUUUAGACCCCCUCACCUUUAUCUGCCUUUGUCUUACACACAUUAUACACUACUAUUAUUUAUCUUCAUUUCGAAAACAAUGUAUUUGUUCUUGCGAUGACAUGAUUAUGAUGACUUGAUUUCUAUUAUUGAUUCACUGCGCUUUACGAAUAAAAUGCCCAGAGUUCGAUUACUGCGUUUUAAUUUUCGGCCAACUCCGAGAAAGACUUAAUUUUCGUAACACAACCGAGUCGAGGACAAGAUUUUAAAUGCGUAGCUAAGUAUAAUACUUAUACAUAAAACCUACGACGCUCGUUGGUCGAGCAUUUUGGAGUAAUAAGAUGGAAGUAGCCAAUCGGCUGCGGGACACUGCAGUCGACGAUGCCGGUUAUCUAUGGAAAAUAUUUUUUAAAGCACAUGCUUGUUUACUCUUAAAAUCCCAUUGAAUUAACAAUGACAUAUAAUUAACUGAGGAUAUCUCUAUGAACUUGCUAAUAGUCAGUAUUUGAGAUUCAGCAAAUUUUUAUAUACUUUGUGGAAAUUGGAAAUCAAAGCUCCAAACAUAUUCAACAAUGGCAAAAGUUUUUGGAGUGAAGAUGUUUGCCAGAGUCACAUUUUAUCCAUCUCUGCUGUAUAAUGUGUUUAUGGAAAAAAUUUCCACCAGAAGAUGGUAUGACCGUAUUGAUGAAACCGUUAUUCUUGGGGCAUUGCCAUUUAGAUCUACGACGAAACAGUUAAUAUCUGAAGAAAAUGUGAAAGGUGUGGUGUCAAUGAAUGAGGACUAUGAAUUGUGGUUACUUUCAAACAAUGCUGAGGAAUGGAAAAAAUACAAUGUGCAAUUCCUCCAACUGUCAACAACAGAUAUAUUUGAAACACCAUGCCAAGAGAAACUGAAACGUGGUGUUAGUUUUAUAAAUCAGUUUAGUAAUGAAAAAUCACAAAGCCAAGAAGAAAAAUGUCCUACUGUUUAUGUACACUGUAAAGCUGGAAGAACACGAAGUGCAACACUUGUAGGAUGCUAUCUAAUGACGAAACAUGGUUGGACGCCUGAAGAAGCUGUAGAUUACAUGAGAAAUAAGCGACAACAUAUACUUAUUCAUAAAGCACAAUGGCAAGCUUUAAAAAUAUUCUACAAUGAUCAAAUAAAAUCUAAAAAGUCCUAGGUAUUAAAAAAAUUUUAUCUAAAAAUUAAUGUACAGUAAAUUGUUGAUUUAUCAAAUAUACAUUUUAUAAACAACCAUCCUAAAAAUAUUUAUUGAAUAAAAUCUAAUUACACUUGUUUUUAUAAAACAAAACUUA
Molecule: messenger RNA, 2145 nt
Organism: Nasonia vitripennis (jewel wasp)
Lineage: Eukaryota; Metazoa; Arthropoda; Insecta; Hymenoptera; Pteromalidae
Gene: PTPMT1
Product: phosphatidylglycerophosphatase and protein-tyrosine phosphatase 1
Exons: 7
Coding region: 1419-2009 (196 amino acids)
Biological process (GO): protein dephosphorylation
Molecular function (GO): phosphatidylglycerophosphatase activity; protein tyrosine/serine/threonine phosphatase activity; phosphatidylinositol-4,5-bisphosphate 5-phosphatase activity
Source: RefSeq, a predicted model, not a curated record